AUGGGCGCCCACACGAGCCCCAUCCAAGAUCUCAAUGUUUUCUUCAUGGCCUUCCUCUUUGGCCUGUGCAUCUACCUGGGGCGAAGUUACAUUCUGAAUGCCAUUCGAACGCGGCCGAUCUUUCGAUCAAUUCGCCCUCUCCUUUCGCAUCGGCACAGCCAAUUGGCCAGCAAGGGCUUCAAGGUAGCGCUCAUCGCUACGUUUGGCAUCGGCGCCUUUCUCGAGCUGUACUACUACUCGUGGUGCCCCGUCAGCAACUCCUACUAUCAGACCAAUCUCAUGAUCUCUCGCGAGAUCAUCACCACCCUCAACGAUCUCAACGCCGCCUACUGGCCUGACUUUGCCACCCUUUUGAACGUCGUCAGGAACGAGGAAGUGAAUCCUUGGGACCACGACGUAGACUUCUCCAUGCUCCAUCCAGGGGAUGAAAAGCUUGAGGAGCUGCUGGUGAUCUUUAGGAAGCAUCCCAAGCUCGAGGUGGCUUACUUCCCAGCUAGGGGUCUCAUUCAGUUAUGGGCACGGGGCAGUGGAGGUCCUUAUGGUCCGCAUGCCGACAUCUUCCUUUGGUCUGUCAAGAAACAGGUGGACACCAACGAGAGCUGGAUUCUGAACGACGACUACACGCUGCGAAUCACACGAAGGAAAUGGGAUGAGAUCUUUCCUCUUCGGACCGGCUCAUGGCUCGGCAAGAAUGUAACGGUUCCAAGAGACGCGCACGCACUAUGCCGAGCCGAGUAUGGCGAUGGUUAUACCACGCCCCGAUUGUACAGACUGGACUGUCUCGAGAACAUGCUCCACUUCCGCUUCCUGCCCGUCGCGGAGCCGGCGACGAAGACCGCCUAG
Acanthamoeba castellanii str. Neff is the source of this 843-nucleotide messenger RNA. RefSeq lists its product as uncharacterized. Lineage: Eukaryota; Discosea; Longamoebia; Acanthamoebidae. The coding region runs from base 1 to 843 and encodes 280 amino acids. The record is from RefSeq and is a predicted model, not a curated record. The transcript is spliced from 8 exons.